Messenger RNA from Trichophyton verrucosum HKI 0517, 861 nucleotides. RefSeq lists its product as uncharacterized. The record is from RefSeq and is a predicted model, not a curated record. Lineage: Eukaryota; Fungi; Ascomycota; Eurotiomycetes; Onygenales; Arthrodermataceae. The coding region runs from base 1 to 861 and encodes 286 amino acids. The transcript has 5 exons.
AUGAAAACAACAAAACUAUUGGGCCACCAUUCAUAUACGAAAGCUCAAAAAUCCUUAUUCUAUUUGUCACGGCCCCAGCAAUCCCGUCGAUUCAGCUUCUUUAGCCAAGACCGGACGAGUCGAUUGCUGGAUCGCCGUCUUGCUGGACUUGGCCAUCUUAUUAAAGACGAAUAUGCUAAUAUCCGACAUUCAUAUUGUUUUGACGAACUUCGAAUCGCAAAACGAGCUUUGCCAGCCAUACAUUACUGGAGAGGGAUCAAAGAUGCCUACUCUAUUAAUGGUGUGGAAGUCAUCACCGCUCCUGUUUCUCCGUCCGCCUCCAUUGAACAGCGGGCAGAAGAGCUGUUGCAAGGAAUUGAAAACAGGGCGGAAGGCAGAAAGGUUAAUAUUAUUGCGGACUUCACGUUAAGUGGACUAGAUGCCAGGUAUAUGAUCAGUAAACUACGACCAACGACAUUCGAAGUCGUCUCAUUGACAACCAUAGCUACGCCCCACCGAGAGGAGCGUCUUUCCCAGCUCUACUUUAUACUUGGCCGCCUAGGGUUGGAAAAUGGAGCAUUCAAGCAACUCACCCGGGAAUAUCUCGCCCACACAUUCAACCCUGAUGUUAUGAAUGUGGAUGAUGUCAAGUAUAAGCUAACGAAUGCGGUACCAGAUGCUUCUCCAGUUCAACUUGCUGAUAUAAACCUAGGUAUUAUUCACAACGAAGAAGGCCCGAACGAUGGCCUCGUGAGCGUUGCAAGUAGCAAAUGGGGUUGCUACAAAGGUACGCUAGUUGACGUCAGUCAUAUUGACUUAAUCAAUUGGACAAAUCGCCUUAAGUGGUUUGCUGCAGAGAUAACUGGAAAUAGAAAGAAGUAA